This is a messenger RNA of Salvelinus sp. IW2-2015, 2833 nucleotides long. The record is from RefSeq and is a predicted model, not a curated record. NCBI's taxonomy places the organism in Eukaryota, Metazoa, Chordata, Actinopteri, Salmoniformes, Salmonidae.
AUGGAAAGGACAGAAGCUGUUGGAGGUGAAGUCAUUGAUGAUGAGGAGUAUGAGAAGAACAAGACCUUCAUCAUCCAGCUGGGAGCCUGUGCUGCUGGAGAUUGGACGGAAACAUGGUCAGUGCAGAGCCCUGCGGGAGGAGAUGUCCAAGAUGGGCUGUCCAGCCUGGGAGAACACACCAAGCUGGAGGUGGUGAUAGAGGAAUCGUACGAGUUUAAGAACACAGUAGAUAAGCUGAUUAAGAAGACUAACCUUGCUCUGGUGGUGGGCAGCAGUAGUUGGAGAGAGCAGUUUGUCAAUGCUGUCACUGUCAGUGCAGGGGAUGAUGAUGAGGAGGAGAGUGGGGAGGAGCGCCUCCCGUCCUGUUUUGACUACAUCAUGCACUUCCUCACAGUGUUCUGGAAGGUUCUGUUCGCCUUUGUCCCGCCCACAGAGUACUGGAAUGGCUGGGCCUGCUUCUUUGUGUCCAUCUCCCUGAUUGGUGUUCUGACGGCUGUGACCGGGGACCUGGCCUCUCAUUUCGGCUGCACAGUGGGGCUUAAGGACUCUGUCACUGCCGUAGUAUUUGUGGCCCUGGGGACUUCUGUUCCAGACACAUUUGCCAGUAAAGUGGCGGCCAUCCAGGACCAGUACGCUGACGCCUCCAUCGGCAACGUAACGGGCAGUAAUGCAGUGAACGUGUUCCUGGGCAUCGGCGUGGCAUGGACCAUUGCGGCCGUCUACUGGAAGACCAAGGGCAAGAAGUUCCUUGUGCAGCCUGGUUCGCUGGCAUUCUCCGUCACCCUGUUCACCAUCAUGGCGUUUGUGUGUGUCCUGGUGCUGAUGUACCGCCGCCGGGCCGGCGUGGCAGGGGGAGAACUGGGGGGCCCGCGGACCGCGAAACUCCUCACCUCCCUCUUCUUCUUCUCCCUCUGGUUCCUCUACAUCCUGCUGUCCUCCCUGGAGGCUUACUGCCACGUGCCAGGCUUCUGAGAGAGAAGAGAGAGCUUGUCUCCUAUUGUUUACAUGUCUAUCCCUCUCCUUUUUGUGUACUUUUCUGAGUGUUUUAAAGUAUUUAUAUUGUUUAUUAUUAUUGCUACUGUGGAUGCUUGACUCUGAAGACUUUUACCCCAUUUACAAUGGCAUGGAUGGCAGCCUUAGCCAUUCUGUUGGAAGCGUACUGGCACCAGUUAAUGACUUGGUGUAUGUUUUCAGAUGACUUAUGCCUUGAGGCAUAGCUUUAUCUAAAUAGGCUGUCUGCACAAAACGAGGGAAAUUAAAUGACCUUUGACUCUUCUGAGAAUGCUCCUAUUUUGUUUAUAGUCUAUCCUGAACACUUAGCUCUUUUAGCCCCACUGAUCGUCUCCUGCAUCUCUCCAUUCAGAUAGAGGAUGACCCUAAUCAAUCAGUCAAUUUCUUGGAGAUGAUAGCACACUGACUCAGAAGAGCUGACCCAGAUCCUCCUUCUCCCCAAUUGUGAACAUGGUUCCUGGUUGACCAACUAUGUAACCCCUGACGCCCCACAAGCACUGUCAUUCCCAUGAAGGUUCUCAGCCUCUGCCCUGAACAUUGACUACUACUCUCAGCCCAUCCUAACUCUCUUCUUUUUCAACAACGUUGUGUGCUUGUGUUGUGGACAUUUUCUAAAUGGAUUUUCAUUAUUGAAAAGUCAAGAUAGUCAAGAUGUUUGAACAAUGUAAGUGUUUGUAGAUAAAACAGUGCCAUAUUCUCUUUGAACAGGGUCAAAAAUAACUUGUGAUAGGAGUUAAUGGGAUAACUACAGUUGGCACGGUACUGCAUUAGAAUUAGUAGCCACUGAGGCCAAAACAUAAUGUCAGAUGUUAUUCAGGAAAUGGUGAUCAGUUGAAAAGCUGUUGUGUUUGUUAAUAAGAUUAAUAUUAAUAUUUAUCUCAAACUAUUUGUUGUAUAUCAUGUCAAAGAAUAAUAUUACUACUCGGUGUGUACAUGUGAGAGCGUGAGUGUGUUUUGUUGUAUUGAGUGAAGAAUAAUUGUAUGAUAGAAACAUUUUGAAGUAUUGUAUGUAACAUUUUAAUACGGCUAUCCUCAUGAGUGAAAGUCUAGAUGUGAAUCCAAGCUGAAUACAGUAACAUGUGAAUAUAUCACUGCCUGGUUCCCUGAUCCACACUCUGUCUGAGGACAACCUCAGUCUCAUAAGGACUUCUUCCAAGAUAUUUUUUAUACAGGACACUAAUCUAUGUGAGACAAUCUCUGCCAGAGAUUUCCAGCUUAAUUAAAGUGUGCUUUACAAUUUUAAUUUGAGACGAUGUACUGUAGAAGCACAUUUUUUCCAAGGGUUUUGUAUGAGUGUGUGAGCGUGUGGAUGUGAAUCAUAAUUCAAGGUAUAUGUACUCCUUGUCUUCAGAGUUUGAUGAAAGGCAUUGCUUUAUUCCAUCCUAAAUGUUUACUCAACAUGGGGGUAUGGAUUUUAAUGAUGAAAUGUCUACACUUCUGAGUCCUCACAAAUCUUUUUGCAUUAUUCUCUGUCACAUUCAGGCUUUGAACAUAUUUCACCUACAUGACUAUGUCAAAGCACUGCAUAGAGGAGAAAAAAGGUUUUAAAACCUGACGGUUAGUUUAUUUCCUAAACAUAGCACAUACUGUGUACAGUUUUUGAAAUGGCAACAAAUAAACAAAACUAUGAUGAUACUGUAAUGAAAAAAAGACAUAAACCAAAUGAUUGCCAAACCUUACUAUAAUUUGCYUAAGGAUAGUGUGUAGACUUUGUUUUUGAAAUUUAGGAUCCUCAGAUCCAUUGUUAUUAUUUCUAGAUGUAUUUAUAAUUACAUGAUCAUUGCUGCUUUUAUUUGGAUUAAUAUGCACGCUUAAUGUAUGA